UGCGACCUAUCGUCAGCCCUGGCGAGAUCUUGUGUUAUUAUUUCAUAACAAUAACAUCAACAUGUCUUUUACACAAAAGCUGAAUAACUACACCAAACGAAAGUCAUUUAAAUAUGGUGUGCCCUUUCUUAUUAUGAUAGUAGGCGGUUCUUUUGGAUUGCAACAAUUUUCAAAUCUAAGAUAUCAGUACGCCAAGAUGCAGCCUGUAACACCGGAAGAAAUGAAGAAAUUUGGUGUGACCAUGAAGAAACGUCAAGAAGUGACUCUUGAAUCGGAAUAUGAUAAGGUAAAAGGCAUAGAUAUUGAGAAUUGGUCAAACAAGCGCGGUCCACGUCCAUGGGAAGAGGAAGGAUUGCCGACGACUUCAUCUUCGCCGACGGCAAAGCAGUAAAUGCAAAUUAAAUGUAUAUUGUGAUGUAGGCAUUAACGCUCGUUAAAUAUUGUAAAUAAAUACCAUUCAUAAUACAGUGCAAUAAAUUGUC
Drosophila navojoa is the source of this 482-nucleotide messenger RNA. It is a transcript of the gene l(3)neo43, whose product is annotated as cytochrome c oxidase assembly protein COX16 homolog l(3)neo43. NCBI's taxonomy places the organism in Eukaryota, Metazoa, Arthropoda, Insecta, Diptera, Drosophilidae. Gene Ontology annotation, cellular component: mitochondrial inner membrane. The record is from RefSeq and is a predicted model, not a curated record. Gene Ontology annotation, biological process: mitochondrial respiratory chain complex IV assembly.